Odontomachus brunneus is the source of this 1139-nucleotide messenger RNA. RefSeq names its product UPF0565 protein C2orf69 homolog. The coding region runs from base 147 to 1019 and encodes 290 amino acids. The record is from RefSeq and is a predicted model, not a curated record. The transcript is spliced from 6 exons. Gene Ontology annotation, cellular component: mitochondrion. Lineage: Eukaryota; Metazoa; Arthropoda; Insecta; Hymenoptera; Formicidae.
AGGUAAGGCUGCGUUCGGAAACGUCACUCGAAUACUCUCCCUCUUUUUUUAUCUCACUCUUGUAUCUCGCUCACUCAAACGCAACAUACACUUAGGUGACGUUUCCGAACGCAGCUUAAUAUAGGAUUCGUUUAACAAUUAACUAGAUGACAAUGGGGUCGAAAAUUUGGAUAUGGAAAAACAUACCUGGUAUUCCAGGUCGAUGCAACGACGUACUUUAUAUGCGACCAAAGUUACUACCCACACCUAAUCUUCUGGUAUUCUUUGGUGGUGAUGUCCAGGACACACAAGAAAAUAUGGAAAAGCAUCCAGACAGUAAAGGAUAUUUGAAAUGGAGUUUGGAAAAUACAGCAUCUAUUCUUUCUGAACAGUUUCCUAGUAGUCAUAUAUUUGUUAUUCGUCCAGCCAGAAUGUCAAUAACUAGGAAUGCAGUAUUCAGUUGCUUUGAUAAUUUUGUACCAGGAGAUAAAUAUGGUACACCCUCAUUUUGCUUGAUGCACAAAGCUUUAAAGCAUUUAAGAGAAUUACUGUUGUGUUGCUUAGAACAUGUCAAAACACUAAGAACGAGAGAGGAUAUCGACGACUACAAUAUUGAGAUGACAAACUUAAGUUUGAUGGGCUUCAGUAAAGGUUGUGCAGUUCUAAAUCAAUUUCUUUACGAAUUUCAUUAUUAUCAGGAACAUCGAAAUAAAGAUACCGACGUAAAUAGUUUAAUGAAACUUAUCAAGGAUAUGUGGUGGUUGGAUGCUGGACACAAUGGCCCUAAAAAUACGUGGAUUACAGACCAAAAUAUACUUCGUUCUUUUGUUAAAUUAAGAAUAAACACACAUAUACACGUCACACCAUAUCAAGUGCGAGACACUCAUCGGCCUUGGAUCCGCGAGGAAGAAAAUUGCUUCAGCGAGAGUUUGCGAAGCAUGGGAAUACCUGUACAACGAGUCCUACAUUUCGGGGAAAAAACGCGAAGUUUAUCAUCGCACUUCAACGUUCUUACUUGUAUUGGAAGUAAUGUACGAUAAAGCUAUUUUCACUGUUGAAGUUUAGAAUUGUCUAUGAACUGUACAGAGUUGAUAAAAUGAUAAACUUUUUUCUCACUUGAGAAUCAAGAUAAUGUUUAAAAUAUACAAAUUAUAAUUUUA